Messenger RNA from Sinocyclocheilus rhinocerous, 501 nucleotides. RefSeq names its product leucine-rich repeat-containing protein 58-like. The transcript is spliced from 4 exons. The record is from RefSeq and is a predicted model, not a curated record. The coding region runs from base 1 to 501 and encodes 166 amino acids. Lineage: Eukaryota; Metazoa; Chordata; Actinopteri; Cypriniformes; Cyprinidae. Gene Ontology annotation, cellular component: cytoplasm. Gene Ontology annotation, molecular function: protein binding.
AUGCGUCGAAACCGGCUGCAGAUUGAAACAGCUCGCUGGAUGACACCGUUUCAGACUCAGACCGCUCAUAACAAACUGGCUCGACCCUUCACAACCCUUCUUUCUCUCUCUAGCUUAGAGCUGUUGUAUCUGGGUGGUAACCAGAUCUCCUCCAUCCCUGCUGAACUAGCUAACUUACCCUGCCUCAGUUACCUAGUUCUGUGUGAUAAUCGCAUCCAGAGCGUCCCACCUCAACUCAACAAGCUCCAUUCCCUGCGCUCUCUUAGUCUGCAUAAUAACCUGCUGACGUAUCUUCCGAGAGAGAUCCUGAGCCUGGUGCGUCUUCAGGAGCUCAGUCUCAGAGGCAAUCCUUUGGUCGUACGCUUCGUCAAGGACAUGACCUACGACCCCCCGUCGCUGCUGGAGCUGGCUGGCCGAACCAUCAAAAGCAAGAACCUUCCAUACUCGCAUAAAGACCUCCCAAGCCACCUAGUCAACUACCUAGACAUGGCAAGCAAAUGA